CACCACAUCCGGGUUGGAAAUUUGUUUUUGCAGAUGGUGGAUGUCAGGCUUCGCUGGAAAAACACGAACAGUUGCUGCUAGUUAGGCGUAACGUUGGACUGAUUUGCUAGGAAAACUGCACAUAAAGUCUGCGUCAUAGUAUAUUAACGUUAUUGUUCUCAUCAUCGGGGUGUAGCUUAUCUGAAAGCGAAUGCUAAUGCUAACGACAGCUAGCUAGCAGGUUAACAAAACAGGCUUUUACGACGAGAGCCCGUUGACCAGCUGCCGAGCCGUUAACGGUGUUCAGCUGUACACAGCAGCAUUCACAUUGACAGACAUUGUUGGCGUAACUGACAGCAUACCAAACCUACAAAAUGGGUUAGCUGGCCCUCGUAAAAAAAAACAACAACCCGACUUUCCUUGAUGUUAUUGAUCAUAUUUGCUGUCAGUUACAGUCGGUUGACGUCAGUGUUUGAGGCUCUCGUCGCUGACUUGAUUGGAGACCCUCUGGAGGUCUGAUGUUUCGGACCUUCUCCGUCCACCCGCGACUCCCCAGGAAAGCCAUGCUGUGAUGAUGGUGCUGCGGCGGUUACUGAGGAAGCGCUGGGUGCUGGGAGUCGUCUUCGGACUGUCUCUCAUCUACUUUCUCACCAGCACCCUCAAACAGGAGGAGCGGACCAUACGGGACCGCACGCUCCUGGAGGUCCGAGAUCCCGACCAUCGCAUCCCGUGGAAAGUGCGGUUCAACCUGGGCAACAGCAGCCGACCGAUGACGCAGUGCAGGAACUCCAUCCAGGGCAAGGCGCUGCUCACAGACGAACUCGGUUACGUCUGCGAGAGGAAAGACUUGCUGGUCAACGGCUGCUGUAACGUCAACGCUCCCAGCUCCAGGCAGUACAUUUGCAAGAGCUGCCUGGCCAACGGCUGCUGUAGCAUCUACGAGUGCUGCGUGUCCUGCUGCCUCCAGCCCGAUAAGCAACCUCUCCUGGAGCGCUUCCUCAAUCGAGCGGCAGAAGGUUUCCAGAACCUCUUCACCGCGGUGGAGGAUCAUUUUGAGCUGUGCCUGGCCAAGUGUAGGACCUCUUCACAAAGCGUUCAGCACGAGAACACAUACCGAAACCCUCAAGCAAAGUACUGCUACGGCGAGAGUCCCCCUGAGCUCCUCCCCGUCUGAGCAUUGGACUUUCCUCCCGGGUCCGGGGACGCCAUUUGACGGCGGCAGGUCAAGAGGUUUCGGACACAUCGAAGGUGCUCUGGAGGGGAGACGCAGCCUCUGAGACAAUUUUGUGUCAUGUAGGCAAAGAGAUGGCGACAUCUCAGACCUACUAAACUGGACGAAAGCUGUAUUUAGAUUCAGAUUAUUCACACUUCAUAAGUGCUCCAUACGUUCAUCCGUGAUGGCUCAGGAUUGGCCUCAGACCGCUUCAUGUCAUGAAAUAGGCUUCAUGUCCUAAUACGCGUUAACAGCAACAGUUUUGUUUUUUUAAAAUCUGAAGUACAGCAAAGAAUGUGUCGUUACUUCUGUGUGUAGUGCAUGAACAUAUUUAAUAAAAGUGAAUGUGAAAUUAAAUGGUGCUAUUUUAAAUCUGUGUGAUCAUACUUUUAUUUAUUUUUUUAUUAUAAGCUGUUGGCUACAGGUGCAAAGAGGAGUUCGACAUUGGAUAUAGUGUUAUAGUUUCUCUCCGCUAUGUAGAACAUGUGGAACGGUGCUGAUCUUCAGAACCAC
Pungitius pungitius (ninespine stickleback) is the source of this 1705-nucleotide messenger RNA. It is a transcript of the gene spring1, whose product is annotated as SREBF pathway regulator in golgi 1. Gene Ontology annotation, biological process: positive regulation of SREBP signaling pathway. The transcript is spliced from 5 exons. Bases 551 to 1153 code for a protein of 200 amino acids. The record is from RefSeq and is a predicted model, not a curated record. NCBI's taxonomy places the organism in Eukaryota, Metazoa, Chordata, Actinopteri, Perciformes, Gasterosteidae.